Molecule: messenger RNA, 996 nt
Organism: Oryza brachyantha (malo sina)
Lineage: Eukaryota; Viridiplantae; Streptophyta; Magnoliopsida; Poales; Poaceae
Product: peroxidase 2-like
Exons: 2
Coding region: 1-957 (318 amino acids)
Biological process (GO): hydrogen peroxide catabolic process; response to oxidative stress
Cellular component (GO): plant-type cell wall; plasmodesma
Molecular function (GO): peroxidase activity; heme binding
Source: RefSeq, a predicted model, not a curated record
AUGGCGGCUAGGGUUGCGAUAUGGGUGGCGUGCGUGCUGGUAAUGGUGGCGACGUGCCAGGGGCGGCUGAGGGUUGGGUACUACCACCGGAAGUGCCCGCCGGCGGAGUACGUCGUCAGGGACGUCGUCGGGAAGGCCGUCCGGCAGAACCCCGGCGUCGGCGCCGGCAUCGUCCGCAUGUUCUUCCACGACUGCUUCGUCCAGGGGUGUGACGCGUCCGUGCUGCUCGACCCGACGCCGGCGAACCCGCAGCCGGAGAAGCUCGGGCCGCCCAACUUCCCCAGCCUCCGCGGCUUCGAGGUGAUCGACGCGGCCAAGUCGGCGGUCGAGAAGGUCUGCCCCGGCGUCGUCUCCUGCGCCGACAUCAUCGCCUUCGCCGCGCGCGACGCCUCCUUCUUCCUCAGCGGCCACCGGAUCCGGUACAAGAUCCCGGCGGGGCGGUUCGACGGCCGCGUCUCCCUCGCCAACGAGACGCUCGCCUUCCUGCCGCCCCCCUUCUUCAACCUCACGCAGCUCGUCGGCAGCUUCCAGGCCAAGGGCCUCGACGUCGACGACCUCGUCGUGCUCUCCGGCGCCCACACCAUCGGCCGCUCCCACUGCUCCUCCUUCACCGACCGCCUCUCGCCGCCGUCCGACAUGAACCCGGCGCUCGCCACCGUGCUGCGGGCCAAGUGCCCGGCCAACCCAAACUUCACCAACGACCCGACGGUGGUGCAGGACGUCGUGACGCCCGACGCCAUGGACAACCAGUACUACAAGAACGUGCUCGCCAAGAACGUGCUGUUCGACUCCGACGCCGCGCUGCUGUCGUCGCCGCCGACGGCGGCCAAGGUGGCGGCGUUCGCCCGCGGGAAGUGGGAGAGGAGCUUCGCAAGGGCGAUGGUGAAGUUGGGCGGUAUCGAGGUCAAGACCGCCGCCAAUGGCGAGAUCAGGAGGAUGUGCAGGAUCGUCAACUGAUCUUCAGAGAGUUCAGCUCGCAUGCAUGCUUCAUCUACG